Messenger RNA from Caenorhabditis remanei, 1743 nucleotides. RefSeq lists its product as uncharacterized. The record is from RefSeq and is a predicted model, not a curated record. The transcript is spliced from 9 exons. Bases 1 to 1743 code for a protein of 580 amino acids. NCBI's taxonomy places the organism in Eukaryota, Metazoa, Nematoda, Chromadorea, Rhabditida, Rhabditidae.
AUGAAUGAACAUACAUCAAUGUACACUGUUUCUGAUGAAGAGAAGAUGCGGGUUCUCCUGGUCUCUUUUCUAGUGCUCGGAAUUUGUUGGGCCGGACCAAUAGUAGAUACAAAUUAUGGCAAAGUUGAAGGUUUCGAUUACGAAGAUGCCGAAGUCUUCCUUGCAAUCCCAUUCGCGAAACCACCAGUUGAUGACUUGAGAUUUGAGAAACCAGUAUCACCCGAACCAUGGGAAGAUGUCUAUCAAGCAACUCAAUUCAGAAAUGACUGUACUCCUCACUAUCGUCUCGUAGCACAAUUCUCGAGCCAUUCUGGAGAGGAUUGUCUGACUUUGAACGUAAUCAAACCGAAGAAAGCGGAGAAGAAACUUCCAGUUCUUUUUUGGGUUCACGGUGGUGGAUAUGAAAUCGGAUCUGGAAGUCAACAUGGAUACGAGUUCUUUGCCAAGAGAUAUGCUACCCAAGGAGUCAUUGUGGUCACUAUUCAGUACCGACUUGGAUUCAUGGGUUUCUUCAGCGAAGGAACUCAAGAUGUUCAAGGAAACUGGGGACUGUUUGAUCAAGCAGCAGCACUCAAAUUCGUCAACGAAAACAUUGAACAUUUUGGAGGGGAUCCAGAUCAAGUGACUAUCUGGGGAUACAGUGCUGGAGCUGCUAGUGUUUCCCAACUCACCAUGAGCCCCUAUACAAGAGAUCUAUAUUCGAAGGCUAUUAUUAUGUCAGCGAGUUCCUUUGUCGGGUGGGCAACUGGUCCAAACGUAGUGGAAACUUCUAAACAACUCGCUGAAAUUCUCGAGUGUCCAUGGCCAGGAGCCAGAGAGUGCAUGAAGAAAAAGACGCUUCAUGAGAUUUUUGAUGCUGUUGAGAAGCAAGGUUUCACGACUGGAACAAUUGAUAUUUUGAGAUGGUCACCUGUUAUUGAUGGAGAUUAUUUGCCAAAGAAUCCAGAAGACUUGAUUAAAGAUGCUCCAGUGAAGCCAACAUUGAUCGGGAUGAGCAACAAAGAAGGAUCCUAUUUUGCUGCCAUGAACAUGGGAAGAGUUAUUGCUGACUUUGGUUUGUCUCCAGAGGAACUUCCGAAAGUUGACGAGGAAUUUAUUUCUGAAAUCAUUGGAAGAAAACUCCUCUACAACAACAGAUACGGGGAAAAUCGUGAAAAGGUUUGGGAAGAAAUUCUGGACUACUACGUGAGAGAAGGAAAACCAGAAAAUGAGAAAGACUUGAAUGGAUUUUAUGUCGAUCGGUAUUCUGAGAUUCUUUCCGACAUUACUUUCAAUGUGCCGAUUCUUCGUGAAAUCACGGCUAGAGUAGAGAGGAAGGCUCCAGUUUGGACCUAUCGUUUUGAUCAUUACAAUGAGAAUAUCUGGCCAAAAUACGUUCCGCAGCAGGCUCGAGGAUCUCCACAUGCCAACGAGUAUCACUAUCUCUUCGAUAUGCCAAUUAUGGCGAAAAUGGAUUUCACUAAAGAGCCAGAUAGCUGGAUUCGGGAUGACUUGAUUGAUAUGAUCGUGUCAUUCGCGAAAUCUGGCGCACCAAGAGUUGAGGGCGUGGAAUGGAGACCAGUGAGUGAUCCAGAUGAUGUCAACUUUUUGAAUUUUGAAUCAACUGGAGUUUCAAUGAAACAUGGUCUUUUCCAAGAGCCCCUCGAGUUCUGGAACAAUCUUCGUAAGAGAGAAGGAUUCGAUUUGGUCGAUCCAACUAACAGUGCUAACCAUCAAUCCACUCAUGAGAAAAACGAGUUGUAA